Molecule: messenger RNA, 486 nt
Organism: Leptonychotes weddellii (Weddell seal)
Lineage: Eukaryota; Metazoa; Chordata; Mammalia; Carnivora; Phocidae
Source: RefSeq, a predicted model, not a curated record
GUUUCUCCUCCCUCGGGGGCCGCUUCAAAAGCACAGCUCGCUCUCAAAACAAAGGAAGACGGUCCUCGACUGCAGAGGAAGCAGGAAGAGCCGACCCUGCUCAGAGCCCAGCUGCUGGGGCCUGGGACCAGCGGGAUGGAGUCUGUGGCCCUGUACAGCUUCCAGGCCACGGAGAGUGAUGAGCUGGCCUUCAACAAGGGGGACACACUCAAGAUCCUGAACAUGGAAGAUGACCAGAACUGGUACAAGGCUGAGCUCCGAGGCGCUGAGGGCUUUAUUCCCAAGAACUACAUCCGCAUCAAGCCCCAUCCGUGGUACUCGGGCAGGAUUUCCCGGCAGCUGGCCGAAGAGAUUCUGAUGAAGCGGAACCACCUGGGAGCUUUCCUGAUCCGGGAGAGUGAGAGCUCCCCUGGGGAGUUCUCGGUCUCCGUGAAGUGAGUUCUGACCCGUGGGGGGAGUGGGGAGAAGGGUGGGCAGGGAGGCACA